Molecule: messenger RNA, 2237 nt
Organism: Electrophorus electricus (electric eel)
Lineage: Eukaryota; Metazoa; Chordata; Actinopteri; Gymnotiformes; Gymnotidae
Gene: eefsec
Product: eukaryotic elongation factor, selenocysteine-tRNA-specific
Biological process (GO): selenocysteine incorporation
Molecular function (GO): translation elongation factor activity; GTPase activity; GTP binding
Source: RefSeq, a predicted model, not a curated record
UGGAUACUUUUGUGGUAGCGCAGGAAGUGUCUGUCAAAUUAGCGUACUUCAGACCAAGUUGGUCCUGUGUUUACAGCUAACUUGGACGAAGAAUCGAGGAUUAAUUGCAUACGACUGGAGGAUCUGCGUUUGUUUGGCAGUAUACUUUUGUGUCGGUUUGUGAAAAUAGCUGAAACAGCAACGUCCAGUUUAGAUCAAAGUCCACUUGCACUUUAGUUCACUGUUCGGUUCCUACACAGGGAUCACUUUUAGCUGGGUUAGGCUCUUGACUAUGGCACAUCCCAAUGCUGGCAAUACUGGGGCCAGAACACUGAACUUUAAUGUUGGUGUUCUCGGCCAUGUAGACAGCGGAAAGACGUCGCUUGCCCGAGCGCUGAGUAGCACCGCUUCCACAGCUGCCUUUGAUAAGAACCCUCAGUCCAAAGAACGCGGAAUCACACUGGACCUGGGCUUCAGUGCGUUUACCGUGCCUUUACCGGAACAUCUAAGAGAGGCCUGCGGAGAACGAUACGAUCAUUUGCAGUUCACGCUAGUUGACUGCCCGGGACAUGCCUCCCUCAUUCGCACGAUCAUUGGCGGUGCUCAGAUCAUUGAUCUGAUGCUGUUGGUGGUUGACAUUGUAAAAGGUAUGCAGACACAAACGGCUGAGUGUCUCCUGAUUGGACAGCUCACCUGCUCACACAUGGUCAUCAUCCUCAAUAAAACAGACUUGUUGCCUGAUGACAAAAAACAGAGUGCCAUUGACAAGAUGACCAAGAGGAUGCACAAAACAUUGGAAAACACCAGAUUUAAAGGUUGCCCUGUGAUUGCUGUGGCAGCAAAGCCAGGAGGGCCAGAGGCUCCAGAUACAGAGGAAGCACAGGGAAUUAUUGAGCUCAUGCAGCUGCUGAAAGCCCAGGCAUUCCUGCCUCACAGAGACCCUUCUGGCUGUCUGCUGAUGGCUGUGGAUCACUGUUUCUCUAUUCGAGGCCAAGGAACAGUCAUUACAGGCACUAUUCUGCAGGGGGCGCUCCAUGUCAAUGACACGCUUGAAAUACCUGCACUUAAGGUGACACGGAAGGUGAAGUCAAUGCAGAUGUUCCAUAAGCCAGUUCCCAGCGCAAUGCAAGGGGAUAGAGUAGGUGUGUGUGUGACACAGUUUGAUCCCAAAUUGCUGGAGCGUGGCCUAGUGUGUACACCUGGCUCACUAAGCACCCUUCAUGCUGGCAUUAUUACAGUGCAGAAGAUUGAAUACUACCGUGGUGCACUAUGUAGCCGUGCCAAAUUCCACAUCACCAUCGGGCAUGAAACAGUCAUGGCACGUGUGUCAUUUUUCAGCCGGACAUCUCUUAGCAGCCAAUCUGAGGUGCCCUCAAGUGGAAGUCCCUCAGCUGAAGAAGCGACUCCAGACCCUUUUUCAUUUGACUGGGAGUUUCACUACCAGGAAGAGUAUUUGACUGGGAAGGGAGAAACUGAGGGGCAGGAACAGGAGCAGUGGGCGUUACUGGAAUUUGAGCGGCCAGUCACAUGUCCACCGCUGUGCUUGGUGAUAGGCUCACGCCUCGAUUCUGAUAUUCACAGUAAUACAUGCAGACUUGCAUUCCAUGGAAAGCUGCUGGAGGGCUUUGAAGACAAGAACUACACAGAGACAUCACUGCCAAGGCUCAAAAUCAGUAAAGACAAGCACAAAGAAGGAGCAGUGGAACGGGUGACAGAUGACUACACUGUAAUAGGCAGAAAUCUGUUCAAGAAGGAGACCAAUCUUCAACUGUUUGUGGGGUUAAAGGUCACACUUUCAUCAGGCGAGACGGGGGUUAUUGAAGGUGGCUUUGGACAGAGUGGCAAGAUCAAAAUUAGAGUGCCCGAGGGACUAAAAGAAGAAACAAAGCAGCUACUUUCCUCUUCUUCAAAGAAAAAGGGAAAAGGUGGGGCUAAAAAUGAACCGAGCAAAGAAGACGAUGCCAAGGCAGACUCUCAGCCAAUCGCAAUUCACCUAAACUUCAAAAGAUAUGUUUAUGACCCUCAAAAAAAGAUGGUACAGUCCUGACUUUUAAACAACACUAAUUGCUCUGGAAGCGACCAUUUGACAGGAGCUUGUCUGUGUGACAGUGCUGUAAUCAGACAGAUGACGUGCAGUGCAUGUGUGGGUGGAAGGUGAAUGUUUGUGUGUAUGUAUGUAUGUAUGUGUGUGUGUGUUCAUCUGGUUUGCAUUCUGAUACAUUGUGUUUUCUCUCUGGAAUAAAAGACUGGAAGUUCUU